AUCUCCCGAAGGGGGCGGCAAACAGUCUAGAGCCAGCAACCCUCUACGACACUCCCACCGCUUCGCUUAGAAUCGACUGGCUCAAGAAUGCCUGAACACGUUUGGACGCAUCGACGGCUGCUAUUAUCAAUCAUCACUGUCCCUGAUUGGUCCAUAUCGUCAUCAGAUAGUGGGAUGUGUUGAUGAACAGUUAAUCCAGUCAAAUAUCUAUCAAAUGAGAGUGAGGUGAUGAAGUGAUAGGGAGCAAUGGUGGAACGGGAGGCCCGGUGCCUGGCUUUGGAGCAAGCCUAUGUCCAUGAGGUCUACCAUCAGAUGGGAGGGGGGGACCAAAGGCAGCAUCCUCCAUGGCCCCGAGUCACUCAGUUCCUCAACAAAUUGGAGCCAGGAUCCUUAGUUUGUGAUGUGGGAUGUGGAAAUGGAAAGUACUUAAGCAUUAAUCCAUCAGUAUUUAAAAUUGGAGGAGAUAGAUGUAGCAGGUUGGCUGAACAUGCCCGAGAGGAUCAAAAUGAAGUUUUGGUCUGUGAUAAUCUUGCUUUACCCUUCCGGGAUGAAAGUUUCGAUGCUGUGCUUUCAAUAGCCGUUGUCCACCAUUUUGCAACGACUGAAAGGCGAAUUGGUGCUAUAAAAGAACUUGCACGAGUUCUAAGAAUAGGAGGAAGACUAGUAAUAACAGUGUGGGCAAUGGAACAAAGGCACAGGAAGUUUGAAUCUCAAGAUGUAUUGGUCCCAUGGCAUCGUCCAAAGACACUCAGUACUCCCUCUCUGGAGUUAACUCCAACUACAACUACUAGUGAAGAGGAUUCUCACCAUCACUUGUAUACUGCAUGUACGCACACUUCAGAUAGUGAUUCAUGCCGUUCAGCUCGGGGUGCUGGAGCGAAGCGGAGCAAAUGUAAGCACAAAGAGGUUGCUCCUUCACCAAGUAGUUCAUCAUUAUCAAGUCCAAAUGAAAGCUGCUAUAGUUUUGUCCGCAGAGCACUAAAGGAAGCAGGAGCAAAACAUGGAGGCUCAUACUCCACAGGGCCUGAGACAUCACACUCGUCUGCGCCCCCUUUUUUGCUGGGCCUAUUAUUAAAAUUUGCGAUAUCAUUAUCACAGAAACUUGCUGGGGUUAAACGGGAUGGAGAUCGCAGCAAACCCUGGUUUCUUGAAUCAUGGACUUCUUGUACCUCAAAGGAACCUCCCCCUCGCAGAUAUGAUCCUGAUGGUUGUGAGGAUAUACAAGAUUUGCCGAUUGAGCUACGAAGACUUGAAGAUGAUCAAGAAACAAUAGUUAUUAAGAAACAGAUUUUCUCUUGUUCUAAACAAGUUACAGAACCGCCCUUAAAUCAUAAAUCUAAAAGCUUAACUGAUAUAAUUACAACAGAUCAAAGAUCAUUAGUCCGUUCACAUUCGAGUGUUCCCAGCCUAGAAAUUCAUGAAACUAAAAAUAAUGAUAAUAACAUAUCAACUAAUAAUAAACCAAAACUAGUUAAACAAAAAAAGUCUGUUUGUGAUGACGAUGUUGAAAGUGAAGAAAGGGAUAAAGCCAUGGAUAUGAAAGAUUUGGUAAAAUCAUUACCGGAAUUUAAAAUUUCUGGGUUUGGAAUCAAUCGAAGGGGUAAUGUUUUCAAACAGAGCUCUAUGAAUGAAGAAUUGAUGUCAGCAGAACGUCUUAAGGAAAAAGAAAAAGUUCGUCAAAAUAUACAAAAGCAAGCUUCCUUGAAUGAAGAACUAAUAUAUAAUAGAAACAACAAAACUUUUGAUUCCCUUAAAGAUACACUAUUUUCAACAUCAACAGCUAAAAGAUUUCAAUUAUUAAAAAAUGGACUUACUAAUAAAAUUAAAAGUUCUACAACGGGUAUAGAGAAAGUUGCUGGUGCAUCAAUUAAGAAUGGCUUCGUUCGUAUAUUACAAGGAUGGACAAGUGGUGAUUCAGGUCUUCCAACCCAACAGCCUACUCCUCCCCCACAACAAAAUGAGUUCAAAGCAUUUGUAUUAGAAAAGAAAGAGCAACCGAGUGAAAGAAGACAUUCCAGAGAAGAUGGCUCUGACUCUUCGAAAGAUAGCAGUUUGCAAAGUGACACUAGUGUCGAUUCAGAAGAUAGUUUCGCUUCUGUAAUUUUUGUUCCAAAAUCUGAUCCCAUGGAGCAACAAUCUACCAACACUUCUCCAACAAUGCAAUCCACGCCAGCAUCUCCUCAACCGACUUCUCCAAAAAUUAAAUUUCCACCUCCUGUAUCUCCUAAAAUGAAAAAUCCAUCACAAAUGCCCUUCGGACUUCCCUCCCAUCCUUCGUCACCAAAAAUUAAACACCCUGCACAGUUAAUGAGUUCCACAACGACACCAACAUCUCCAAAAAUUAAGUACUUCCCACAGCCGACGUCACCGAGGACUUAUCCGACGACGUUUUUGACAUCGCCUACGACUCGUAAUACUUUUAAAUUCCAAAUGCCACCUAAUAAUAAUGGAGGAGUAAAUUCCAGUCAAAUGAAUAAACCACCGACACCAAAAACCUUUGGAAGUUUUAAUAUACCUCAAGUUGGACCCCCUUCCCCGACUGAACCAUCACACAAGAAUGAAACAAGCCCAUCUGUUUCUUCAAAACCCCUAUUCGUACCUUCUCCUUCAUUGAAUAAAAUGGAAUUUUCUAGCUUUUUGUUGGAAAAGGAAACAAGUGACCAAGGAAAAUUAGGAAUGCCGGCAUUGUCUCCAGGAUUAUCACCCACCGCAGUUAAAAAGCCAUUAGCUGCAGUCAAAGUCGGCCCUCUAACUUCAUCAGAAGUAGUACUUAAAACCAAAGAAGAGUCUACAGUCAAAAAAGAGGCCUCAGCACAUCCUAACCCAUGCUCAGUAGGUGUAAGUAGUGUCACAUUAAGAUCGCAGUACCCACUUGUAAGAAGAUCAGCGACAAUGCAUGGAAGGACAGAUACACCACUGCAGAGGCCAGUGCCAAGGCUGCUUUCCCUUGAAAUAUUUAAUCCAGAAACAGAUGACAUGGACAGCGAUUCUUCUGGCUUAUCCUCCCCUGAUUCUGUAGGAAGUGUUAUAUCAAUAAAAUAUGAUGAUGAAGCCCCAGCAGAAAAUAUUGAAUCGUCCAAACAAAAUACAAAUGGCGACAAAAGUGCUGAUGAUGAAGAAGAAUCAACUCCAGUCAAUGUUCCUAUUGAUGACACUACUGAAUUAAACCUAGAGUUGGAAGAGCCGACGGAAAGCUCAGCAAGACUGUCGCCUUUACUGGAAGCCGCUGCUGAUGUUGCAAAUACGUUGGAAGAAACUGUGGAUGUUGUUAUCCAAUCAAGUCCUCAAGCGAAAAGAAAGCAAUAUCCGUUAAAAAGUGAUGUACGCCUUGCUCUUCAAGAUAAUUUAUUUGAAAACAAAAAUUUAGGAUCACAAACUAGUUUGUUUCAUGAGAAAGCAAAAGAUGAGUUAGAAAAACUUUUGUCUGUUAACUACCCUGGUAUGAAAUCUGCUGCCACAAAUAUUUCACUUGUUGAUAAUAAAAAUACAAACCCAUGUGCCGAUUCUGAAGAAUACCUUUAUAAGAGGUGGGAUGAAGAAUGUAGACAACAUUUAGCCGAAUUUGCCGAAAAAUUAAGUGAAAAACUUCUUGCUGAAAUUGAUCGAUAUAGAGAACAGAGCUCUAUUCAGCCAGCAUCGCCUGUUUAUGUAGGGGAUUCUACGAUUACCACUGACCUUCAAGAUCCAUAUUUAUGUAAACUAAGUGAAGAUUUGCAAGAUCUGACCAAGCUCAGUUAUGAGCUGCAAGAAAAAAGUGAGCACGAUUUGCAAAUGUAUAUUGAGGAAAAACAACACAUUGAAAAAUUUGAAUCGACCUUUGAACUUAAAGGUAGAACAAAAGGAGAAGGAGCAUCGAUGGACGAAAAAUGUUUGGAAGAGGAUAGCUGCGAUGAAGAGCAUUUGAAAUCUGUAAAUCCUAUUGACUUGCUGCUGGACAAACAACUCCUUCCUCUUUCCAGCAAACAAAGAAGUACUGCAGAAACAAAUCAAGAAUACUUGCCAGAAGAGCAAAUACCUCUCCUGCAAGAAUACAAUGAUGAAAGCCAGAAUGUUAUAGUUAUAGUUCCUAGUGUAGUGGAACCUUUGAACCCAGUUUCAACGGAUGAAAACCUGAAAAAUUCAUUUUUGACAAAGGUCAAUGAGCCAGUUAUUGAUAAUUUAGAAAUAAAAAAAGAAGAAUCCAUUUCAUCUUUACAAAGCGAUUCAGGGAAUACAGAUAAUUCGGCAGAACUGAGUGAUCCCGAUAGUACUGAAAGUGAAGGAACUUGGACCGAUUCUAGAAGAAACACGAUACUCCCAGGUAAGGGUUUAUUUACCCAAACAUCAUUACCUCAAAAUGAGUCGCCUAUACCUAUGCCUUUACAAAUGGCAGUCAAAGAUGAAACAAUUAAAUUUGAGCUACUGCCUGCCAAAGAUAUGCCUAGAAGGCCUAGUAUAUCAAUUGAGAUGAGUGAACCUCAAGAAAUUCCUCCCAAAGAAAAAGAAAAUGAUAACCAACUCCAUUUAGGUAUAUCACUUGAAUCAAGUGAGGCUGGAGAUAUAUCAGAAAGAACAGGAAGUAGCAGUGAAGGAGGAAGUAGGCCAAGUUCACGCCGAGAGACUAUUCAAAUCUGUGAUUCAGGUAGUGUACUUUCUUUGAGACCAGGUCUCUCUAUAGAGUCGAGUGAAGCUGGAGAUUAUUCAGACAGAGCCGGUAGUGAUGGAAGCCGUGAUUCGAGGAGGGAUGCAGUGUCUUUUGGAGAUAUUACUAGCAGCAGUCAAAACUCUUUACUAAGGCCAGGGAAUUCUAUUGAGUCGAGUGAAGCUGGAGACGUUUCCGAUCGGACAGGAAGUGACUUUAGUCGCCAAAACACUAGUUCAGCCGGUAAAACCCCGAGUACAGCUUCUUUCGCAUCAGAUAAAGCGAGUGACUGCAGUAAAGAUGCAAGGUUUGCUGACCGAAGGAUGGCACGAUGCGAUGGAAGGUCUUCAUCUGAAGAAAUGCCCAUCCCACGAACUUGUAUGAACAAACUUGUGCGACAAAGGGCCUCGACUCAAGAACCGUCAGAGCUUCUAGCGAAAGCGCAAAGCUGUGAAACAUCACUGAGUGGAUCUACAUCACAAGAUUCCUUACUAUCAGACAGCGGAGGGGGCGCUAUUACAUUUCAUAGAUAUUAUCAUGUAUUUAGAGAAGGAGAAUUAGAUCAAUUAAUAGAACGUUAUGUUGAAAAUUUACACAUUAUAUCAUCAUAUUACGAUCACGCCAAUUGGUGUGUGGUUGCUGAAAAAGUUCAAGUUUGGACAAUCUAAACUAAUAUCUCUCAAUUGAUAACAACUAAUUACACAGGUUUCUUCUUUAUGUACAAUGUGUAUGAAUUGCAAUUUGACUAUUUUUCAUGUUACAAUGUUUUGUUGAUUGAGUGACUUCCAUGAACAGUUUAUAUUGUCAUCUGUAGGUCAUCUAUUUUUAUGUCUUGGUUUUAUAACCUUGUAAUUUUUGAUCAGUACAGAUUAGUUGGUGAGAAAUUUGAACUAAAGUAUUGUGAUCAUAACCUCUUCAUGAUAAGAGAGGUAUUCAGUUCGAAAUUCAAUAAUUUAUAAUAUUGCAGGAAGCGUUUGUCGGAUUUUAUCGGCAUAUUACAUAAAACAUGCUCACAUGAAUAAUAAUAUAUAUAUUGUUUCAAAACAAUGUAAAUUCUUUUGUUCAUUGCCAAAAAAUAGGAAAACGAACAUCCUUGAAAUGUAAGUAAUGUCAAAUAUUUGCACAUUGGCUGACAAAUGAAAUUACUCCAUUCUCAGAAGAGAAUUUAAAUAAUUAUAUCACAAAAAUUUUGAACUGAAACAAUCUGUCAAUCUGUAUAAUAUUGUAAUAUUUUUUAUAUUCUUAGUAGCAUUUUGAUUUUAUUGAUUGAUUUUGAUGAAAAUGUGGUUAAAAAAUAACGUCUUAGCACAAUUUACACAAUGUACAGAUAAUUUAUCUUUCAAUACAAAGGUACAAAAUGAUACAAAGGUAUCUUUAUUUAGUUUUUCCUUUGUAUUAAUUAGACAACUGUAUGAAUUUUGUAUUAAUUUCAAUUGGAACACUAUUUUACUCUAGUACCAUCUACCACUGGCUUUCAACUACUUACACAAAUUUGUUAUUAAUAUGAUACAGCUUAAUUUGAAAAAUACUAAAUAUCGUUAAGUGAAACUAAUAUUUAUUUUGAUUGUGCAUGCAACCUGGUUGUUAUUUUACAGCUUGGCUUUGAAAAGUUUAUAUUUUUGUAUUUUCAAAAAAGGUUUAAUGUGCAAAAUGCAAAAUCACUUCUACUUACAUUUACUAUUAUAACAUUUAUUGCAUGUCAGCCAAUUCGGUUGUUCGUUUUAUGACUUCUUAUAAGAGAUUUAGUCAAAAGACUGUAGAAGAAUUUAAAUAUAUUUUAUGUUAAUCACUGAUGUCAAGAGUUUAUUAAAAAUUUAAAAAAAAAUUUCACGUUGUUACCAUUAUUAGUUUAGAAUUUAUGAGAUUAAUAAAAUUAAAAACGAAUUUUAGAAAUUGAGUACGUUUGAAGAGAAAUUGUUAUAUUGCAUCAAUGGCUGGUCAACUAACAGCUCUUGCUUAAUACUGUUGAACUGAUAUUGUUUUAUAUAUUUUUAAAAACUAUUUUGUACAUAUCUUUCUGUCUAAAAAUGUAGAUUAAUCACUUAAACUUAAAAAAAAAGUAUUGAUGAUUUUGGACCAAUCUAAACUUCAUUUAUCAUUAUAUAAGUGGUCUUUAUUAACUAUUUUGCAUCUCUUAAAUAUAUUGUUGUUGAUGUUUAUUAAAACAUUUCAGUCCAUUUUUCAACAUGUGGCUUUAAUAAAGGAUCGUGAAAAAAGAAUUUGUGGUAGAACAAAAAACUAUUAAUUAAUUUUUGUCCUGUAUUUGAUGUUUUUCCCUUUGGAUCCUAGAUUAACAAAAAAAAAAAAUAAAUAAAUAAAAAUAAAAAUA
This is a messenger RNA of Cimex lectularius (bed bug), 6950 nucleotides long. RefSeq lists its product as uncharacterized. Gene Ontology annotation, cellular component: cytoplasm; nucleus. Bases 247 to 5289 code for a protein of 1680 amino acids. The record is from RefSeq and is a predicted model, not a curated record. Gene Ontology annotation, molecular function: S-adenosylmethionine-dependent methyltransferase activity; tRNA binding. Gene Ontology annotation, biological process: tRNA wobble uridine modification. Lineage: Eukaryota; Metazoa; Arthropoda; Insecta; Hemiptera; Cimicidae. The transcript is spliced from 12 exons.